This is a messenger RNA of Symbiodinium necroappetens, 1158 nucleotides long. NCBI's taxonomy places the organism in Eukaryota, Dinophyceae, Suessiales, Symbiodiniaceae. The record is from the annotation of a GenBank genome assembly.
AUGCUUCUGCUGUCGCUGUUGCGACCAAGCUGCAGUGCAUCGGUGCGACAUCAAGUCCGGCUGGAGCUGCUGUUCGUUUGCCUGCCAGUGAUUGCUUCGACUGCUUAUUGCAUCUGUCAUUUUCAUGACGAUAGCCCGGUCCGUUUUCAAUAUAUUGCCUUCUUGCACCUUCUGGGGGCCAUGGUCUUGCUGCCUCUCGGCGUGUUGCUGUGGUGGGUCAACUCCUUGCACUUCGCAGCGCAUUAUUUGGAGGAUCCGCACUCGAGCAAUGCACUAUGCGAGUUGUUCAGCUGGCUGCCCUUGGUUGUGAUUUCUCCAAUGUUGGUGACUGGCAGCAUGCAGGACAUUGCCGACACAUUUGCGGACUUGUUUGCGAACAUGGCACUCUAUGUUCCUUUGCUGGAGGAACCUCUCCCACUCAUCGCUCGUUAUGCUGCCUACUGUCCGGUUGCAUUUGCAAGACUGGUGCACCUAAGCGUUGUGGAGGCGGGCUGUUGUCUUGCACUGACACCCUGCUUGAGGCGGCUACUUUUCCUGGCGAUUUGUUCAGGAAUGGCCGUGCAAAUCAGGCUGCGGUAUUUGCGCAGGAAAUCAACACCACUUACGCAAGAUUGUCUUGCAGAGUGCAGCAGCACUACUACUCUGCCUGUGUCAAUCUUUCGGCAGCGGCACCACCACAAGCAGAAGUUUGCGUCGCCUUGGAGCGAUCGGUUGGAAGGCUUGGCCGGUCGCAGGUGCCACCAGGUCUUUCUACGCAGGCAGCUCUACAAAGCGGAGCUCGAAGGGCGACUUUUCUGGGCAAUCCAUAUGCAUAGGCAUGCCACGCUAGAUGCUGAGGUGUUGGAUUAUGUGCUCUCCUUCCUGGAGGAGUUUGAAAGACCAGUCACCGACUACAUCGGCCUCUUACAGGAUGACACCAGGUCGAUGAUCUCAAGCACGAUGAAUGCAGCCUCGAGCUCUGCACGUGCGCUUUCAUCGCUCUCUUCGGUGACUUUCCUGCAUAGAGCACUGUCUAACAGAUGGUGGGUCGACUCCAAUCCGCCUCCGACGGCUUCCAACAGUACUGCGGACGUACACCCGCUUUGGCGGGCAUUCAAAGAAGUUGCCACACGGAUGGGACUCGGUGGUCUCUACCUGUCUCGUUCCGCACGAGACUGA